AUGGCGACGAUUGAUGAAUUGUACAAUUACUCAGCCCAGUUGGAUGGCGCGGAAGACGAAAUUAGUCAGCACACGGAUGUCUUCAAAUCAAUACUGAAAGGUUUCACAGGAACGUCAAGUGAAAAGAGGUUAACAUCUCAACUGGCUGGCAAGUACUUCAAAUAUUUUAAGCAAUUUGCUGAAGAAACUUUGGAGUUCAUGUUCGAUAUGUGUGAAGAUUCUGAUGGUAAUGUUCGCAAGCAAGCUACAAAAGACCUGACAAUUAUAUGCAAAGCCUUUCCUGAGAACUGUCAAAAAGUGAGCGACAUCUUAGUUCAACUCUUGCAAAGUAUCGAUAGCUUGGAGUUGAGUCUUAUGCAGUCACUCAUGUCUCUCUUAAGACUGGACACAAGAGCCACGUUGGCUGGUGUCUUCGGACAGAUAUGUGAUGAAGGAUUGGAUUGUAAUGAAGGAUUGGAUUGUGAUGAAGGAUUGGAUUGUAAUGAAGGAUUGGAUUGUGAUGAAGGAUUUUAUUGUAAUGAAGGAUUGAAUUGUAAUGAAGGAUUGGAUUGUGAUGAAGGAUUGGAUUGUAAUGAAGGAUUGGAUUGUGAUGAAGGAUUGGAUUGUAAUGAAGGAUUGGAUUGUGAUGAAGGAUUGGAUUGUAAUGAAGGAUUGGAUUGUGAUGAAGGAUUUUAUUGUAAUGAAGGAUUGAAUUGUAAUGAAGGAUUGGAUUGUAAUGAAGGAUUGGAUUGUGAUGAAGGAUUGGAUUGUAAUGAAGGAUUGGAUUGUAAUGAAGGAGUGAAUUGUAAUGAAGGAUUGGAUUGUGAUAAAGGAUUGGAUUGUAAUGUCUUCGGACAGAUAUGCAAUGGUGAUGAAAUUGUUCGUAAACGGGCAAUUUUAUUUUUGGCGAACAAAUGCAAGAUAAUUGUCAGUGAAGGAUUGCUGAGCCAGAAAGAAUUGGAAAAAGAAUUUAUAAAUUAUGAAAAAUGUGACAUGGGAAGAGUGUGUCAAUUUAAUAAAGCGCCCAGCCAGGCAGACAUCAACAAUUAUUCAACUUUUAAAUUUUCCCACGUAAAAUGCCUCUUAUUUGCCUUCCACCAUCUGGCCAGGCAAGGUCGAGACUUCCUCGCAUCCGACCAAAAUACUGGUCGACUGAAGAACUUCAGAGCAAGGCUGCAGUACCUUGCAAGAGGUGUGCAGGCAUACACAAAAUCUUUGAACAAAACCCAUUCAACAGAUAACAACCAUGAUGCCAAGAAAAUGGCAGAAAACAUUGCCGCAAUGAUCAAAGAUUUCUUCUUCAAUCCUCCAUCUUACAAGGCUUCCACAAUUUUAUCAUAUAAAAAGGAUGCCGAUGAACAAACAAACAGCGACAGACGAGGGAAGAAAAGACCUACAGCUGCAGCUGUGGAGGCAGCUUCAUUCAUAGGUGGACCGCCAAAAAAGUUUUGUUGGCAGCCAACCAGAUGUGUUCCACCCGCUGGCAACUCUAGAAAAAAUUUCAACAAAAAAAGAAACGUCCCUUCUUUCAGAAAAGCAAACUGA
This is a messenger RNA of Helobdella robusta, 1524 nucleotides long. RefSeq lists its product as hypothetical. Gene Ontology annotation, biological process: negative regulation of apoptotic process. Gene Ontology annotation, molecular function: RNA binding. The record is from RefSeq and is a predicted model, not a curated record. NCBI's taxonomy places the organism in Eukaryota, Metazoa, Annelida, Clitellata, Rhynchobdellida, Glossiphoniidae. Gene Ontology annotation, cellular component: nucleus. The transcript is spliced from 2 exons. The coding region runs from base 1 to 1524 and encodes 507 amino acids.